Penicillium chermesinum is the source of this 1641-nucleotide messenger RNA. RefSeq names its product putative tyrosine protein phosphatase MIH1 (gene nimT). Gene Ontology annotation, biological process: positive regulation of G2/M transition of mitotic cell cycle; positive regulation of G2/MI transition of meiotic cell cycle; G2/M transition of mitotic cell cycle. Gene Ontology annotation, cellular component: nucleus; cytoplasm. Bases 1 to 1641 code for a protein of 546 amino acids. NCBI's taxonomy places the organism in Eukaryota, Fungi, Ascomycota, Eurotiomycetes, Eurotiales, Aspergillaceae. The record is from RefSeq and is a predicted model, not a curated record. Gene Ontology annotation, molecular function: protein tyrosine phosphatase activity. The transcript is spliced from 4 exons.
AUGGAACACUCGUCUCCGCUAGCAGCGAUGCAACCCACGUCCGCGCUUUUUGGACGGGGUUGCCGCGGCGAUGCUCCGGCUUCAUACGCUACAUUGAGUGGCUUUGGAGGAAACCCUUUCAACUUCAAGGACCUGUCAAUGAAGAAGUCUGCGCCUGACUAUUUCAACAUGAAUCCACUGCGUGGAUCCUCACCUGCUGCCAGUUUGGCGGCUGAUCUAUCACAGAACUUUCACAUUGACCAGAGCCCUCAGCUGGCCACGCCCCGUCGCUCUUUGUUCUCUGCAAAUAUGCUUGGCCAGGCCAACGGCUAUGAUGAAAUGAUGACGACCCCGCCUCUGCCAUCCUCAUCCCCAGCACCUGGAAUGGAUACCAUGGAACUCAGCCCGUUACCUCACAAGCCUGCCUUUGUGGUCACCACCGAGAUUGAAGUGCACUCGCCAUCGCCUUGUGCCACUCCCAAGGAUUCUCCAAUCACCUCAGCGGCUCAUAGCCCGCUGCAAGCAUCUCCAAUGGAAAUGGGGCCUCCUCUUGAAAAACGUCGUCCUCCAUUCCUCCGUCCUAGCUUGGCUCGUAGCAAGGCGCAAUCUUUCCAGCUCGGUAUGAAUCGACCUUCCCCAGAAGGCAAGGCACCUCCCUUUCGAUUCAGUUCCGAAGUAUCCAAGACAUCCCUGAGCACUUCUACUUCCCUGGAGGACAUGUUCGGCGACUCUCCGCCACAGGAGCGGACCGUGUCACGUAACCCAAGCAGCCUGGCACCACCUCGUCUGCGUCCCCCGUUCCAUCAUGCUCGUAGCAGUGGUUCUCCAUCCACCAGUUCCAUUCGCAAGCCCUCUCAUCCGUUGAUGCGCCCUCGCAAGCAAUGCCGCAGGUCGCUGAGUAUGUAUGAGCAUCCGGGGGAUGUUAUUGCGGAGAAAGAAGCGAAGAUACCCACGAGUGCCCCACUUCAGUCCAUUACUGAUGCCGAGACCGCCCCUACUCUGCACCUUCCUCACUUCACCAAUGAGGACCGGGCUGAUUCUCUGCCUCGCAUCAAUCAGAGUACUCUCCUAGAUCUACUGGAUGGGAAGUUCGAUGCGCACUUUGACAAUAUCAUGAUCGUUGACUGCCGAUUCGAAUAUGAGUAUGAAGGCGGUCACAUUGACGGUGCCCUGAACUAUAACGACAAGGAAUCCCUUGCAAGUGAGCUGUUUGAUUCUCCUAAGUCUCGUACUGCCCUGGUUCUUCACUGCGAGUAUUCUGCCCAUCGGGCCCCCAUUAUGGCCAAGUACAUUCGCCACCAUGACCGCGCUGUCAAUGUCGACACCUAUCCUCAUCUGACUUAUCCCGACAUGUACAUCUUGGAUGGUGGCUACAGUUCCUUCUUCGCAACUCACAGUGGCCGCUGCUAUCCCCAGAACUAUGUGGAGAUGACCGCCAAAGAGCAUGAGGUUGCUUGCGAGCGGGGGCUUGGCAAGGUCAAGCAGCGUUCCAAGCUCAACCGUGCUCAGACCUUCGCUUUUGGUCAGCACUCUCCCCAGAUGGAAGAUAGCCCUACUGGCCCUUGUCGAUUCGGGGACGAUCAUAUAAUGAGCUCCCCAUUUUCGCUUUCUGAAAGCCCUCUACCCAAUCGCACUCCCGGUCGUCGUAUGCUUUCCUACUAG